Glycine soja is the source of this 3911-nucleotide messenger RNA. Its product is annotated as squamosa promoter-binding-like protein 14. The record is from RefSeq and is a predicted model, not a curated record. The transcript is spliced from 9 exons. Gene Ontology annotation, cellular component: nucleus. Lineage: Eukaryota; Viridiplantae; Streptophyta; Magnoliopsida; Fabales; Fabaceae. Gene Ontology annotation, molecular function: DNA binding. Bases 121 to 3150 code for a protein of 1009 amino acids.
ACACUAAAUAAAUAACAAGGAAGAAAACCUGAAUCUUCUUGGACCCAGAUCUCAGCUCCAGAAAUCAAGGAUUUUCUUUGAAUCAUGGAUUUUAGCUAAAUAAAUCAUAAAUCUUCAUAAAUGGAUCAAGUUGCUCCUCCUCCGAUUCUCAUGCACCGCAAGCGCGAUCUCUCCUACGCCGUCGUUUCGCCUGCUCCCAACCCGAGCUGGAGCUGGGACUGGGACAGCGUGCGUUUCGCCGGCAAACCACCGCCACCACUCUCCUCCCCAAACGACGACGUCGUUUUUGAGGAGAGUGUUGCGCCGCCUCUGCAGUUAAACCUCGGGGGAAGGACGAACAACAGCAACAGCAACAAGAGAGUUAGGUCAGGGUCCCCCGGAACGUCGUCGUAUCCGAUGUGCCAGGUGGACAACUGCAGAGAGGAUCUGUCGAAGGCGAAGGACUAUCACCGGAGACACAAGGUGUGUGAGGCUCAUAGCAAGGCCUCCAAAGCGCUUCUCGCGAAUCAAAUGCAAAGAUUCUGCCAGCAGUGUAGCAGGUUUCAUCCUCUCUCGGAGUUUGAUGAGGGGAAGCGGAGCUGCCGCCGGAGACUCGCCGGACACAACCGGCGCCGGCGGAAGACGCAGCCCGAGGAUGUUACCUCGGCGACUCCCGCGCCAGCCGCCGCCGCGAAUUUGGAAAUCUUCGACUUGUUGACUGCCAUAGCUGGAGCUUCGCAGGGAAAAUUUGAGGAAAAAAGGUCACAAGUACCGGUUAGAGAGCAGCUUGUUCAGAUUCUCAACAGGAUACCUUUGCCUGCAGAUCUUGCAACCAAGUUGCUGGAUGCUGGCAGUGGCAAUGUUAAUGGGAAAAAAGAUCAAGUGCAAUUGCAGACACCAUCCUCCUAUCAACGUCACGAGUCUCAUGACCAACUGAACCACACCCCGGCUGCCCCAUUAACUAUGGACUUGCUUGCUGUUCUUUCCACCACUCUUUCUGGGGGGUCUGCCCCUGAUGCCAGUGCGUCGCCCUCUCAAAACCACAGCUGCAACAGUGAUGGUGGCAGUGCUGACCAGACGAGACAACAGCAAUUCUUUUCGGUUGGUGGGGAAAGAAGCAGUAGCAGUUCCCGGUCUCCGGUUGAAGAUUCAGACUGUCAGGAGGAUGUUCGUGUUAAUUUACCACUGCAACUCUUUAGCUCCUCACCGGAAGAUGACAGCCUGCCUAAACUAGCAUCUUCUAGAAAGUAUUUCUCGUCUGACAGUAGUAACCCUGCUGAAGAGAGGUCCCCAUCGUCUUCUCCUGUUGUGGAGAUGCUGUUUGAUUUGCAGGGUGGGGCUAGAGGUCUCAAGCCAGAGAGCAUAUCCUCUGGAAGAGAAGUUAUUGCUAAUAAGGAAGCUAGCCAAAGUCAUAGUUCUAAUAUCUCUCUUGAUUUGUUUAAAGGGUCAAAUAACAGGAUCCAACAACCUAGUUCACUUCAAAGUGUUCCAUUUCAAGCUGGGUAUACAUCUUCGGGCUCUGAUCAUUCACCUCCCAGUUUGAAUUCAGAUGCUCAGGAUCGCACUGGGAGAAUAAUGUUUAAACUAUUUGACAAGCAUCCCAGCCAUUUCCCAGGAACACUGAGAGCACAGAUUUACAAUUGGCUAUCUAAUAGGCCAUCAGACAUGGAGAGCUACAUACGGCCUGGUUGUGUGGUCCUAUCAAUUUAUGCUUCAAUGUCUUCUGCUGACUGGGAGAAACUAGAAGAAAACUUCCUUCAACAUGUUCAUUCUUUAAUUCAAAAUUCAGAUUCCGAUUUUUGGAGAAAUGGAAGGUUUCUAGUUCAUUCUGGCAGUCAGUUUGUUUCACACAAAGAUGGGAAGAUACGCAUAUGCAAACCAUGGAGAACAUGGAAGUCACCAGAGUUGAUAUCUGUGUCCCCUUUGGCAAUUGUUAGUGGACAGGAAACCUCUAUUUCAUUGAAGGGUAGAAACCUGUCAACUCCAGGCACAAAGAUUCACUGUACAGGUACCGGCUCUUACGCAUCGGCAGAAGUAAUAGGAUCUGCAUAUUCUGGUGUGAUGUAUGAUAAGAUAAAGUUGAGUGCUUUUAAAGUUCAGGAUGUAUCGCAUGGUGUUCUGGGUCGCUGUUUUAUUGAGGUUGAAAAUGGUUUCAAGGGCAACAGUUUUCCAGUGAUAAUAGCUGAUGAGACCAUUUGCAAGGAAUUGAGACCACUUGAGUCUGAAUUUGACGAGGAGGAAAAAAUAUGUGAUGCCAUUUCAGAGGAGCAUGAACAUCAUUUUGGAAGGCCAAGAUCAAGGGAGGAGGCUUUGCAUUUCUUGAAUGAGCUUGGCUGGCUGUUCCAAAGAGAAAGAUUCUCAUAUGUGCAUGAGGUUCCAUAUUAUUCGCUUGACAGGUUCAAAUUUGUACUCACAUUUGCUGUGGAAAGAAACUGUUGCAUGCUAGUCAAAACCCUUCUGGAUGUGCUGGUUGGUAAACACUUGCAAGGGGAAUGGUUGUCAACAGGGUCAGUGGAGAUGUUGAAUGCAAUCCAACUCUUAAAUAGAGCAGUGAAAGGAAAGUACGUUGGCAUGGUUGAUUUGCUCAUCCACUAUUCUAUACCAAGCAACAAUGGUACAUCCAGGAAAUACGUAUUUCCACCGAAUCUUGAGGGUCCUGGUGGUAUUACACCCUUGCACUUGGCAGCAUGCACAUCUGGUUCUGAGAGUGUCGUUGACUCUUUAACAAGUGACCCACAGGAGAUUGGGUUGAAGUGUUGGGAAUCCCUUGUGGAUGCAAACGGACAGACUCCACAUGCCUAUGCCAUGAUGAGGAAUAAUGACUCAUAUAAUGCGCUGGUUGCCCAUAAACUUGCUGAUAGACGAAGGGGUGAAAUUUCGGUAACAAUUGAGAAUGCGAUAGAGCAACAGUCACUGAGAGUGGAGCUUAAAGAAAAGCAAAGUAACUUAGUCAAACGUGGUCAGAGUUCUUGUGCCAAGUGUGCGAAUGCAGAAUUUCGCUUCAACAGAAGAGUUCCAGGUUCACACGGUUUGCUUCACCGCCCCUUUAUUUAUUCAAUGCUAGCUGUUGCAGCUGUUUGUGUAUGUGUUUGCGUGUUCUUCCGUGGACGCCCUUUUGUUGGCUCAGUUGCUCCCUUCAGUUGGGAAAAUCUGGAUUAUGGCACAAUGUAAUACUAUUGGAUUAGGAGAGAUUCGCAUUUUGGAUAAAGAUAAUGGAAGGCAUUAACCAGGCGGGAAACCCAAUUGUUGCUUUUUUUACCAUUACAUGGCAAAACUGCUUCUGUGGGAAAAUGGGGCAUUUUGUCACAAGAGCCCUAUGUAAACAUAUCAUGUGGUGAUAUAGAGUUGUGGAGAUGUUUGGCAGAUCCGGGGGAAACAACAAAGUAUGGCUGCCUUGUGUAUAGAGAUUCUGACUUGAAUGCUGCAUAUUUUCUUUAAUUCCGGAGUUUAAGGAUAUAACAAGCUAUACCUGAAUGUUUAUCGAUUGGUGUUGGAAGUUCUGAGUUUAAUGUUUCAGCUUUUUUGGCCAGAUUAAACUUGACAUCCCAAUAUAAGUUGGAAUGGAAGGGUGAAUUGUGGCCACAAACACAAACAAUUAUGAAAGCAGUAAGCAUUCGGAAUAAAGAGAACUGUGGUGAGUAAAUGUUGGUUAUUUUUGGUGAAGGUCAAUACUUGGGCUCGUUGCCUCCUUCCCAACACGAUAAACCAAUAAAAGUUCCAUGCUUUAUUUUUCCCUUUAAUUGUUAUGUUAUUUUAUUUAAGUCAAAAUUACAAGUCCAAGGUGUUCUGAUGCAUAAGUUUUCGACACUGUAAAGUUUGAUGUGAGGUGACUGAUCAUACAUAGGGUUGACCAUAUUAUUAUAUGAUUAAAAAGUGUAAUAUAUUUCAAGUUAUAUCUAAUUUAAUUCACGUUCCAGAUUCGUUUUCUGUUU